Photinus pyralis (common eastern firefly) is the source of this 1557-nucleotide messenger RNA. Its product is annotated as galectin-4-like. Gene Ontology annotation, molecular function: galactoside binding; carbohydrate binding. Bases 83 to 1081 code for a protein of 332 amino acids. The transcript is spliced from 7 exons. NCBI's taxonomy places the organism in Eukaryota, Metazoa, Arthropoda, Insecta, Coleoptera, Lampyridae. The record is from RefSeq and is a predicted model, not a curated record.
AGGAUUUUUAAUGCAGACUGCAGUCGUUCGAGCAGUUGUGUCGUGUUAGUUGCCUACGUUCCCAUUUAAACAAGGUGCUAUUAUGGUGCAAGUGAUAAAUAAUCCGGCCGUGCCUUUCGUGGGUCCAAUCAAGGGGGGCCUUGAUCCCGGGUCAAUGAUCAGAAUUCAAGGAGCGGUGCCCGAAAACGCCGACAAAUUUAAUGUGAACUUACACUGUGGUCGGCCACCUUCCGAUGUUGCCCUUCAUAUUUCAGUUCGACUUCUUCAAGGGUACAUAGCGAGGAAUUCGCUGCAAGACGACGACUGGGGCGAAGAGGAAGGUGACGGAAAUUUAACUAUCGGUUCCGGACAGUCUUUCGAAAUACUGAUUCUUUGUGACCCGAGUAGUUACAAGAUUGCAGUGAAUGGGCGACAUUUUUGCGAGUUUCGGCAUAGGAUACCCUUUAACGGAGUAAGCCACUUGGAAAUUGAGGGCACGGUUGAGCUUCAGCUAAUCGCAAUUGAGAGUGCGUUACCUGCUCCACCGCCACCUAGACAACCUCCACCCAAUGCUGAUUUUUCGUCAGGUUACAAUAUGCCCCCUCCCCCCGGUAAUUACGGGCAAGGUCCACCGCCCCAAGGACCUUAUGGUGGAGGCCCGGGUUACUACCCACAUCAUCCUCCUGGAAAUAAACAAGAAGAAUCUGGCCUUGAUUCGAUAUUCGGAAAUGCUGGUGCUGCAAUAGCAGGUGUGGUAGUUAGUGGACUUGCAGAAAAUUUUCUAAGCGGUUUAUCUGGAGGUGGUGGACAAUCGAACAAUACUCAACAACACCCACCGAUGCAACCCCAGCAGCCCCACUACCAAGGUGCACCCCAAUCUCACGGGCAGCAGUCCUCUAAUAUUAUGGGAGACAUACUUGGAUCUUUGGCAUCUGAACUGGCCGGAGGUGGUGCACAAUCGCGCCAUCCCCAACAACCAAUGCACCCUCAACAGCCUCCCUACCAAGGUGGCCCCCAACCCCAAGGGCAGCAGUCUUCCAUUGUGGGAGAUCUACUUGGAAAUUUGGCUUCUGAAAUAUUCAAACCGUCUAGAAGGAAUUAGACGAGCAGCUUACAGCUUCCAGAAUUAGUUAAAUCUUGUUAUUAAGCUAUUUAAAAACUUUAUAUAUUGUUAACACCGUCCUGUGGUAAAAAAAAGGGGGGGUUAUUGAAACGUGUAGAAUGUGCCUGCUAAUAUAGGUGUGGCCCCAAGUCUCGAAUGUAAAUCUGUUUCACUACUGAGUAAGUAAUGGUAAAGUGGUCUUAUACAGGGUGUAACAAAAGUAUGUAGGAUAUACUAAUAUGUACGUAGGGGUGCAUUUUCUGGCCUUUUAUUUUGCAUACACGUUACACGCUGUAGUUUGAAAUGCAGCUUUGGGACAGUAAAAGGCCACACUGUAUCAUUUUUAUUUUGGACAACUGCGCUUAGAAAAAUUAAAGCAGCACUAUUUAUUAAAAUCUUGAAAUGUUCUAGUCGUCAAUAUAUAACAGAAAAUUGUGUAUUUUGCCAAUAAAAAUCGAAUCUGAGCGCUUUAAAUA